CAGAGUGAAUGACUGAGCUGCGUGCGGUUGCGUGACAUUGUGACAGGACGAAACUCAUCAGAAACGGAACGGCUCGGAUUCGCGUCUGCAGGUGAAGCGGGAAUCAGAGGGACGGGACGUGGGGAUCCGGAGACGCGUCACGGCUGGUUGGCAUCUUUACGCACGGAGGAGCUGCGCGGCGCACCGCUCACUUUCAGCGAGGUUACAAAACAGUUCAGCCACUCUGCAGCCAGCGUGUGAAGAUCAGCCUGACUGACCUACAUCCCCGGAGUUUAUUUUUUUUUUGUUUGUUUUUUUUUUUGUUUUUUUUUCCCCCUCAAAUUUUAGAAGAAUGUUUUCACCUUAAAGGCGUGAAACAACAAUUAACUGUGAGCAGCGCAGGUGGAUUUCCUCCCGCAUGAUGUACACAAUCACAAGAGGUCCCAGCAAACUGGUCACGCAGAGGAGAACAGGACCCACUCAGCAGCUGGAGAGCAAAAUCAAUGACUUCAAGCACAAGCAGACGUCCUGGAACAUGCCGGACCUUCCUGCACCCAAGAUCGUUUUCAACCGUCUGAACGGGAAGAAGCACCAGCAGGCCGCUCAGGCGCUCCCCGCAGACGGCGGCCAUGAAGAGGCUUUCUCCCCGGAGCACGAGGAAAACGUGAAGUUCAUCUCUGAGGCCUGGCAGGAGGUGCUUCAGGCGGAGGAAGGUCGAGGAGAGCAGGACUCCCAGACGGCAGUUUACUACAAAGAAACGUCUGCUGGGCCACACAUGGACAGCUUUGUGCCCAUAGAUCUGGACGAGUGGUGGGCCCAGCGCUUCUUGGCCAACAUCGACAAGCGGUCCUGAUGUUUCAGACUGGAUUGGAUGCUGUUUGCCAGUCGGGAGGUGAA
This is a messenger RNA of Poeciliopsis prolifica (blackstripe livebearer), 876 nucleotides long. RefSeq names its product MAPK regulated corepressor interacting protein 2-like. NCBI's taxonomy places the organism in Eukaryota, Metazoa, Chordata, Actinopteri, Cyprinodontiformes, Poeciliidae. The coding region runs from base 398 to 832 and encodes 144 amino acids. The transcript is spliced from 5 exons. The record is from RefSeq and is a predicted model, not a curated record.